UUUCACGUCUCUUCCUAAGCAUCAAUACCGCAUUUUUUGAAUCUAAAUUCUAAACCCCAUGCGAUGCCCUCUUCAAUCCACAUUAUACCCAUUUUCCCUUUUUCUUUAAUCAGAUCUGCCAAAGUUUUCCGAAAAGCGUGAAUUUCACGUUGUUGUUCUUGAUACUGUGCUGAUUCGUUCUCAUGGCGGGGCGUUAUGAUAACCCAUUCGAGGAAGAAGAAGAAGAAGUUAACCCAUUUUCGGACCAAAACACUCGAGGUAAAGGUCAAUCAGAUGGUGGUAGCGGUCCGUUUUCUAUGGCAAAUCCCGGGAGCAAGCCCUCUGCAUCGAACUCAAGACUGUCCCCUCUUCCACCUGAACGUGCUGAUACUGUAGAUAUUCCUAUUGAUACCGCCACGGAAAUAAAGAGGAAGGAGGAGGAACUUCACGCUAAGGAGGCUGAACUGAAGAGGAGGGAACAAGAACUGAAAAGGAAAGAAGAUGCCAUAGCACGGGCUGGGAUCGUUAUAGAGGAAAAGAAUUUUCCACCACUCUUCCCUAUUAUUCACCAUGAUAUUGCGAACGAAAUUCCAGUUCAUCUGCAGAGGAUGCAGUAUGUGGCAUUCAUGACACUUUUGGGUCUCAUUGUCUGUCUUGCCUGGAACAUUGUAGCUGUUGCCUUAGCGGCUUGGAUUAAUGAAGAAGGUCCAAUGAUCUUCUUUCUUGCUAUCAUCUACUUCAUAACAGGUGUCCCUGGAGCCUAUUUCUUGUGGUACCGCCCUCUCUAUCGCGCAAUGAAGAGUGAUAGUGCGUUGAAGUUAGUUUGGUUUUUCUUGAGUUACGCGGUUCACAUUGGAUUCUGUGUUGUUGCUGCUGUUGCGCCUCCCAUCUUUUUUAAGGGGAAAUCUUUGACUGGUAUCUUGCCUGCACUCGAAGUUUCUUUCUGGAAUUCUUUCGUUGGGAUGUUCUACUUUAUCGGAUUCGUACUAUUCUCCAUCGAAUCACUGAUGAGCAUAUGGGUCAUUCAGCAAGUGUACAUGUAUUUCCGGGGAAGUGGCAAAGCUGCAGAGAUGAGGAGGGAAGCUGCGAGGCAAACUAUGAUGGCGGCGCUAUGACACCACAGCUGUGGAGUGGCGGUGGGUGGCGGUGGCGCUCGUCGGGGCUUUGGAUUCUUUGAUUGCUUUUAUAUCUUUUCUCUAAAUUUCAACCUGCAUGCAGACCUGAACAACCCACUGGUACUAGAUGAACAUAUACAGGCUGUUUAUAUAGUGACACUACAUUAGUCUUUGCAGAAAUGCUGCAUUUACUGCAUAUUUAACAUUGAAUUUGACUGGAUAGUUUUAUACCCCCUUUUUCUUUUUCCUCUUUUCUGGUUAGAACUUUUGUUUGUUUG
Ipomoea nil (Japanese morning glory) is the source of this 1372-nucleotide messenger RNA. RefSeq names its product secretory carrier-associated membrane protein 1-like. NCBI's taxonomy places the organism in Eukaryota, Viridiplantae, Streptophyta, Magnoliopsida, Solanales, Convolvulaceae. Bases 183 to 1094 code for a protein of 303 amino acids. Gene Ontology annotation, cellular component: trans-Golgi network membrane; recycling endosome membrane. The record is from RefSeq and is a predicted model, not a curated record. Gene Ontology annotation, biological process: protein transport. The transcript is spliced from 13 exons.